AUGCUGCGGGUCUUGGACUUGGAUCGAUCUCACAGGCUUACGCGCCGAGAAUUUGUUUGCGCCGUAGCCAUUCAAAAACUUGCCAGUCCUGCAGAGGCGCCUAUAUUGUUUGAAAUGCUAUGCCAUGGUCAACCUGGCCUGUGUGGCCACUCUCAUCACUCGGCCACGGCAGUUGUGAAAGUGGACGCCAUGAAGUGGCUCUACUUAAUUGCAGCCCGUGCUGAAGAUCUUCCAAUUUCGGAAGGGAAGAAGGAUCAAGAAGAUCAAGAAGCGGACCAGAAAGGUCUUGGCAAGGGACGGGAAAAAGGUGGUAUCCGGACGUUGAGAAGGGUUUGGACAGAGACACCUGCCGUCUUCAAACGGCUAAAGGAAGAGCAAGAGAAAAAGGUGGAGGAGAUGCUGAAGCUCCAGAAGAGCUUAAAGCAAGUCGAAACACGGCCCCAGAUUUCCCAGCCUUCCCACGUGCACACGGUCCUGUACGAAGAUGCCAAGCGGCGCGAGAAUGCUCGACGAGAGGCUUCAGAGCCCGUGGUAAAAGCUGGUCGACCUCAUGACCAAGAGUACAUCGAACGUUUGGCACAGAAGGCACCAGCGAAGGAAGCUGAAGAGGUCUCCGGACCGAAAAGGGCUGUGAACUUGAGCCGCCUGACCCAAUUGGCCAAUGAGCGUCGGAUAUGGCAUGACCAAAGAGAAAAACAAAGGCAAGCAAAGAUCAAAGAAAAAACGGAGAUCUGCGAGCAAGCUGCCAUCCAGCUUAGAGAAGACGUGGCGAGGAAGUCUCGGAUGACAAUGGCUCUUCGGCACUGGAGACAACUGCUAGCACAGGUGGUCAUUGUUGCUGCGUUUGCCCCCGGACUCAACGCGCACGGCGAGGAAGAGAAAGGAGGCGUGUGGCAACUCUUGGCCCUCGCAGCUGGCAGCUCCAAGGCCCACUUGCGACUUGCUGAGGACCAUGAUGAUGUGCUGUCCAUUGCAGGCGGUGCCAGCCUGAGCUGGAAAGAUCGCGCUCGCAUCACCAUGGCAGCCAGACUGAAACUUCUGGUGAGAUUCAAGCAGGUGGAAGAGCACUGGGGAUGUGCUUUGGACGAGCUGCUAGAAGGCAUGAAUCCCGAUGUACCACGCAACCUGGACAAGCAGCCCAAAUCGGUACAGGGACUUGAGCCAGCUGCAGUUGCUCUACCAGCAGAACUUGCGGCUACGCAGCAGUGUGCGCCCUUUGAAGGCGCGGACUCAUUUGUUCGCCUGGAAUCCUUGCGGGACGCUGGGCCACUGGAACAUGCUAGGUCUGGUGCAGCCAUCUGCAGUGCCUCAACGACCCCAGAUGGUGAGGCCUGCAAGUACAGCGAAGCUUUGGAGCUUCACCUCCAGAACUCAGAGGCCAAAGUUCGGCAAAAAACGGUGACAUUCUUGGGCCUGGGACUUAGUCCGACUCGAGACUUCAAAGGCCGUUGCUUUCUGGCCUGGUUGCAGUUGUCGUCUUCAAUCACCUGUUUCGAUGUCACGCUCAGAGGUCAUCUCGGUGAGAAGGCACAUCCUUCCCAUGCUGCCGUUGUGGCAGAUCGAUUUCAGGAUUCAGACCCAGCAAUUUUUGCAGUCACGGCUGUCGCACUGGCGCGCAUGGGUAAACCUGGAGCUGCUGCGCUAGCCUCCCAGCUGGGCAAUGGACAACCCGAUAUUGAGCAGCAGGUAGCUUGUGAAGCGCUGGGUCGAAUGCCAAAUUUCCAAGCAGCGGUGAAGCAUCUGAAAUCCCUGACCAGACGGCUGCAGGAUCAAGGAAACACACGAAGAGCAGCAGCUGAAGCCAUUUGCCGCUUGACCUCCUUAGCUGCAGAGGAGGCUGGUGCGUUUGAGCCUUGUGUAGGCAUCUUAGGAGGAGGUGCCUUGGGAUGGAAUCGGAUCGAUACGCUUGAGGGUCAAACCAAAGUGGUGCAACCGGACCCGAGGAUUGAUCCCAAGAUUCAUGUCACUUUCCUUGAAGUGAACAAGAAGGAUGGCGGAUCCGUGCGAUUCAGCCCAUUGAAAUUUACUCUGUGUGAUCUGGUUUUCCGAACUUCCUGCUUGAUUGAGGGCACAAAGGCCCAACUGAUGGGUGCAGCCGCAGUGAAGGGUGUGCAUGCCGGUGCCAAGAAAGUCGGAGUGGAUGCUGGCAGUAAAGCAGUUUGGCUGGCUGGCAAAGCGGUGGCAGCUGCGGAAAUGGCAGAGGAUGCCAUCAGCAUGAAGAGUGCCACAGAGCGGACAAUCAAAGUCGACGUGACCGUGGACUUGGUCAAGGAGCUGGACGUUGAAGAGGUCGCUGUUAAGAUCAAAGACUUCCACACAGAUGUCGUUGUGGCAGAAAAAGUGCUCAAGGUCAAGGUCAUCCGAGACUUUGUUGAGAGGGCGAUCUCAGCCAAAGCCAGCGAGAUUGCCACACGGUGCGCGCCAGUGCGUGCAGCGGCAUCCACCGCAUUGGCUCACCUGGGGAAAGCUGGUGUGGAAGCCUUUGUUGAAGUUCUGGAGCAUGCGAUGCCCUCCAAAGAUGACGAAGGAAGUCUGCGUGCCCUGGAGACAGCAGCGGCACUGCAUGGCCUGCGGUACUGCUCGGACGAGUUGUGUUGUCCAGCGGUUGAUCUCAUCCUGCGCCGCUUGGAUGAUCCAUCGAAACGUGUGCAGCUGGCUGCAGAGGCCACGUUAAGAAGUUUGGGACCUCUUUGCGCUGACUUGAUCGCUGAAAAGUUGAAAGCUGAAGACCCCGAAGAGCGAGAGCUGUUGGUUGUUGCUCUGGGCUGCGUGGGAUCUCCGAAUGCACUGCCAUAUACCAACAUGUUGGUUGCACUGCUGGAUCCCAAAACUGAAGGUUCCUCAAAGGUUCAAAUUGCAGCAGCAGAGGCUCUUUCGAAGUGUGGCCCGCAGACUGGACAUGCGGCGGCAGUUGCUCUUGCGGAAUUUUUGAGCAAAGCAGGGGAGGAGGAAGCGAAAACAGCUGCGAAGCAGGCAUUGAUCUCCCUGAAGGAGGCGGCCAUUGAAGUUUUGCCUGGCCUCUUGGGUCACCAGCAUCCCAUCAUCAAGUGUGCGGCCUUCGAUAUCCUAGAAUCACUUGGAGAUGGGUCGGGUGUAGUAAAGGAAAUCACCGCCUGCGCGUCCGAUAGAGACGCGAAGGUGAGACAAAGAGCAGUUCAGGCCUUGUUGUUGUUGAAAGAUCCCACGGUGCCACUUCGAUUGCUCCCAAAUCUGAUGGAAGAUAUUGACCGAGGAGUGGCCAACUUGGCCAUUUCCAUCAUUGGUAAAAUGGGCAAAUCAGCUUCAUCCCUUGCAGCUUUGGUCUCCAAACAGCUGAAGAGUGCCGAGACGGAUCAGCGUCGUGCGGCCAGUUGGACACUGGGACAGCUGGGCGAACUGCCCAGCAGCACGAUGAAGGUCAUCAUCACGCAGCUCAGGAACGAGAAGAACGAUGAUAUACGGAGUCUUUUAAUUCAAGCCAUUGGAGCACAAGGACCUGGGGCUGGAUCCUUUGUGUCUUCUUUGGGCCCUGAGUUCAAGGAGGCGUCGCCUCCAGUGCGGCAGGCGCUCCUUGAAGCCUUUGGGAACAUUGGAACAGCAGCCGGGGAGAUGGCUCCAGCCAUGGUCGCUUUCGCGCUGGCUGAAAAGGAGAGUCUGCCGCAAGUCAUCCAGGCAUUGGGAUGCAUGGGGGAAGCUGCGGCCUUUGCACUCUCAGCGCGCUUGGAGGACCCGAAUGCAAGCAUCAGAGUCUUUGCCUUGGAGGCCUUGCAGCUCCUGGCAGAGCUACCAUCCACGCAAGAAGCGGUGUCCGCAGUCAUGCGAGCUUUGCAGGAUACAGCUCCGGAAGUACAGGGGGCUGCUUGCGUCACAGCUGCAAUGUUGGCCAUUGAGCAGGUGAAGCAGGAAUCAGAGAUCCCGCAAGCAGAGGUGGAAGAGCAGGAAGAUAAGCUCUAUCAGCUCAAAGUUGAAAGUGGCCUCGCUAGAAGAAGAGGCAAAGAUCAGGCUUCCGUAGUGGCCCAGAAGCUGUCCCAGCUCUUAAGUGAAAGCAGUAGUCUGGAGGUGCAGGGCGGUGCUCUUCAUGGCUUGUGGAAACUUGGUGGUAACUUCACGGCGCCCUAUGCAGAGGUGAUUGCGGGCAUGGCAAGUUCGAGCUCUGCGAGCCUCAGGAAAACAGUUUUCCUCACGCUGGGAGAUUUUGCAGAGCAUGCAGUCCCAUUCGCCGGCGUCUCAGUUGACUUCUUGACUCUCGCUUUCCCCGUAGGGUCGGUUCUGACGGAGCUGCUUUGGAACAAGGUGGAAUUGAUGGUUUCGCACCUUGGAGUUGAAGGCCAUGGUCAGGAGGUGGACUUGGAAGUGCAGCUCGCCGUGGCGCAAGCAUUUACCACCAUGGGCAUGCUGGGAGUGGAAGCAGCUCCCUUCCUGGCCAAGCGCUUGUUGGGCGUACAGUCUGAUGAUGCCAGCGAUCCAGAGGAGAUUUCCAAGAAGAAGCAAAUGGCACCUGGCACCAUUGCAUCGACCUUGAGUCCGGCAGAGCCGGCCUCCAUGGCAAGACGGCCUGGUCCGCGCAAUAGCGCAUUGGAUUGGGAAGCAUGGCAGCUACAGCCUUUUCACGAGGACGAGCUGGAUGCAGGCUUUCCAGAUGCGGAAGCGCAUGAGGAGGUUGCGCCUGCAGCGCAGCAAGCUGUGGAAGUUCAGAGAGCUUGUAUUCGAGCGCUGGGGAGCAUGGGUUUAGCAGGUGCUCAGAUCCUCACGGAGUGUUUUCACUAUCCGGAUCCAGACAUGCAGGCUGCUAUGCUGAAUGAAUUGAGGACUGUGCCAGAGGUGCACUCAUCAAUGAUCAACAAGCUGGAGGAUGGGUACAAGAUGGUGCGACAAGCCGUGGUUGAGUUUGUCUUCCAUUUGGCUGAGAUCGGCAAAGUCAGCGAGAUCUUGGUUCCUGGUCUGGCAGACGAAGAUGCGUACGUUAGGCACCUGCACCUGCAAGCUCUGGGGCUUUUGGAGGAUCUAGCACAAGACCAAGCUGCAUCAGUGGCUUUGCGCCUUCGUGACCAGUGCUGGUCAGUCAGGGCCUGUGCUGCGAGAACGCUACACCUCAUUGGGCCUCCAGCGGUACCAGUCCUGACCUCCAGCUUGGAGGAUGAGAACGCAGAGAUGCGAGCCGCUUGCCUAGAAGGUCUAGGUCACUUGGGUGAGAUGGCGAGUUCUUCGGCGGCAAAGAUUGUAAGUUGCUUGGCGGACCAAGAGGAGAUUGUCCUGGCCCAAACCUUCCAGACCGUGAAGAAGAUUGGAACUGCUGGUCCAGAAGAACUUGCAACCUGCAUCCAAAGUACCACCAAACCUCAGGUGCAAUUGCGAGCAGUACAAGCUUUGGGCGAGUUUGGCAAGGCUGCAUCAGCCUACGCACCAGUCAUUGCUGGAUUGCUCGGCUGUGGUGUGAAGAAUUUGGAGGAAACUGCAGUCAGCGCGUUGAAAUGCAUGGGUCUCCCAGCAGCUGUAGCGGUUACGCCAAUUCUGGUGCACCGCACGCCACCUGUGCAUGACCCCGACAACAUGGAUGAUGAAGAGAUGCAGGAUGCCCAGAAGCAACGGCGUCUAUCUGCAGCAUCCGCCUUGAGAACCUUUGGCGAGGAGAUCAGUGCUGGCCAAGCUCAGCUAGUGGGAAGCUGUCUCCUUGACCCGGACUCGCAGAUUCGAAACGAGGCAGUGGAGACGCUGAAGAUCCUCGGUGAGUCUGGUGCAGCUACAUUUGGUGCUUACACGGACCCUGCGGUCGGAACAAAGCUUGAAGCCCGAGUUUUGGCCAUCGAAGCUCUUGGAAAGCUGGGCCUGUUCGCCCUGCCGUGGAUUCCGCAGUUGGCCAAGUGCCUGGAGGACGCUGCAGCAGAGGUGCGGCGGGUCGCCGCGGUGGCCCUUGGAGAGUUGGCUGAAGAGCACAGCGCUGCGGUCGCAGACUUCGUGAAGGAAAUUGCUGCGUGCCUUCGCGAUGGUGAUGCUCUGACACGACGGAGAUGCAUCGAAUGCCUCGGCAAAUUGGGCAACUCGGCAAAGCCCUUCGUGGAAGACAUGGUCCACAUUUUGGAAGGUAUCGACAGCUGGAAUUGGGUACCUGUGGCUGAAGCACUAUCCAGACUUGGUGCUGCAACUCCAGAGCAUGCUGAUAUCCUGGCUGGCAAUCUGACACAUGACUCCCGCUCCGUCAGAUGGAGUGCUGCCUCUUCUCUGGGGAAACUGGGCGAGAUGGCAAAGGAUCACGUGGAUGCCUUGGUCAAUUUGCUGCAAUCCGAAGAUGCAUCCCUUAGAUGUGUAGGGACACAGACGCUGAUGCAGGUUGCAAAGGGUGUCAACUUGGAAGACAAAUUCCUUCCGCUGCUCAUGGAUCCUGACACAAACACGCGAGAGCAAGCUUGUCUUGCCCUGGCUUCUCACUGUGAUGGUGAGGGAUUGGAGAAGCUCCUGAUGAAGUUGCACGAUCCUAAACCUUUCGUCCGCCGUGCUGCAGCAGCAACCCUCGGGGAGCUUGGGCAAGAUGCUGCUGACUGCGCAGGGGAUGUCCUGAAGCUAUUGUUCGACAGCAACAGCUACGUUUGUGCCACAGCCGCACGAGCCCUGGUGGCUUUCGGCGCUGAGGGUGCCAAGACAUUGAUGGACAGGUUGUUGGACGAAGAUGAGGAUGAUCAACUUGAUGUUGAAUCGAGUGUUUUGCAGAGAAUCAUGCUGGAUGCCAUGCAGGCAGUUGAUGCUGAAUUUAUUGAGCCCUACCUUCACGUGCUGGUGGUCUUUUUGGCCGCAAAUCAGCCUGAAAUUCGGCUUGCCGCUUGGUCCUGCCUUUCUAAGGUGAGUGACAAAGGUUUUCAGUCCUUGGUGAAGGGAGCCCAGGAUUCCCACAUCGUGGUUCGCAAAGGGGUUGCGGAGGCCAUUGCAUUCUUGCUCUCUGGCAGAGAACAAUCUGGUGACCCUACGUUCAUGGAGAAGGAGGCGACAGAAACCUUGGCCCAGCAGCUCACAGAUCCGAGCAUCGCUGUACGAGUGCAAGCUGCUGAGGCCUUUCGUCGCAUUGGUGGGCCUUUGGCAGAAGCCCAUUCAGAGGCUCUAGCCAACCGACUGCAGGAGCAUGACAUUCGCGUGUACUGUCCUGUGAUGGACACACUGGGUGCCAUGGGAAAAGCGGCAGCACCUUACAUCGCGCUAUUGAAAGCGCGCCUGGAGGUGCCAGAAGUCAAAGUUAGAGCCAGCGCAGUGAGAGCACUUGGAGGAAUAGGUGAGCCAGCAAUGCCUUCCGCAUCGCUGCUGGUUCUGCGGCUGGAAGAGGAUUCCAAUGUCGAGGUGAAACUGUUUGCUGUUGAGGCUUUGGGGGAAAUUGGCAGCGCCAGUGUGCAAGCUGCCGGGCAGAUUGCCAAAGUGCAUGCCAACUGCCUAGCCUCCCAUAUGAUCAUGGAUGAGGCAUGUUUGCGGCGAGCAUGUGCUCGAACCCUUGGACGCCUUGGCCCGCAUGCCAGUAGCUGCCUCCAUGAGUUGGUGCUGGCACUGGGCGACUCAGACUUGGAGGUCCGAAAAGAAGCUGCAAAUGCUUUGACUGGCAUUGGCGAAGCUGCCGCACUCGAAAUCGUGGCUAUCAUCCGCAGCGCGGAAGAUACUGUGGAUCUACACCUUGCCUGAUGCACUUUGCGUCCGAUAAUACCCUGCUGGACACAGCCUUUGCGCUCUGGCGCUAGGUGAACUGCCAAUGGCAUGCCACCAAUCCGAGCUCCGCCACAAGCGGACAUGUUGGACGUGUGGGACGUGUUCAAGAUGGUUGUAGCCAGGACUUGCC
Molecule: messenger RNA, 7789 nt
Organism: Cladocopium goreaui
Lineage: Eukaryota; Dinophyceae; Suessiales; Symbiodiniaceae
Source: the annotation of a GenBank genome assembly